Molecule: messenger RNA, 357 nt
Organism: Hepatospora eriocheir
Lineage: Eukaryota; Fungi; Microsporidia; Hepatosporidae
Source: the annotation of a GenBank genome assembly
AUGAGUGAAAGUAUUGAUAUGGAAUUAAAAUUAGUUAUAGAAGAUGAAUCAGAUGAAUAUUAUAAAGAUGAAUCAAGUGAUAUUAGUGAAUUAAAUGAAAAAGAAUUAAAUGAAUUAAAAUUAAAGAAAUUAAAAGAAUUUAAAUCAACAUUAAACAAUAAAAGUAAUUAUUUAACAAAGAAAUUAAAUGAAGAUGGAUUAAGUGAGGUUGAUGAAGUAUCAGAAAAAAUUAAUGAAAGAUUAAAAGAAUUUAAAGAUGAAAAAUUAAAAGAGAAAGAAAAAUUAAAAAAUCGCAACAAAAAUAUGAUGUAUCUUAUGAUUUUAAGCAACAAUUCACAACUAAAUAGAAAUAAUUAA